GGCUCUUUCGUGACUUCGUAAUCUUCGUAUUGCGAUGUGAAGCCAAGUGCACCCAGAGGAGCAGCGAGGAGCGCCAGCAGUUCUGGAGGGCUUGGAAGAAGACGGCCUGCAUCACACCUGUGGGCGAGAAGCAGGGAUCUGAAAAGCAUUUGCUCUGGGCUCUCACAGCGAGUCGCAGGAAGUUGUUGGCAAACUGAUAAGGCUUCGCUUCUUUUUGAAGUGAGCCCAGAAGGAAAUAUUUAAAAAAUCCCGUGCACAAUCUGCAAAGGUGAAAAAGACCCACAGUUCAGGGACGGCUACGCAGUCCAUCACACAACUGGAAUAAGAAUGUCCCUCAAGCUGCCACGGAACUGGGACUUCAACCUGAGGAUGGACAUGUCCAAAAUAGUGCGUUCCCAGAGCAUGAUGGCAGUGGAUCCCAAGGGGUCCGGAAGCUGGUCUCAGGCGCCCAACCCUCUGGAGCGACCCCUGAAGGCCGGCUGGCUGAAGAAGCAGCGUUCGCUGGUCAGGAACUGGCAGCAGAGGUAUUUCGUGCUGCGAGGGCAACACCUGUACUACUACAAGGACGAGGAGGACCUCAAGUCCCAGGGCUCGGUCCAUCUGCACGGCAGCACCAUCAAAGAAGUUACCGCCACCUCUGAUGAAGUCGGGAGGUUUAUCUUUGAAAUUAUUCCAGGCGCUUCAGGAGAGCAGAAUCGGGCCGGGCCGGACUCUUACGUGCUGAUGGCCAACUCCCAGUCCGACAUGGAGGAGUGGAUCAAGUCGCUCCGACGAGUGGUGGGGUCCCCCUUAGGAGUGGUUUUUGGCCAACAGCUGGUGGAGACGAUGGUAUACGAACAAAAAUUCGGGCAGCAUCAGGUCCCCAUAUUGGUUGAGAAGUGCGUGGAGUUCAUAAGGAAGCGCGGCCUGAAUGAAGAGGGAAUCUUCCGGCUCCCGGGCCAAGACAAUCUGGUGAAGCAGCUGCGGGAUGCGUUUGAUGCUGGAGAGAGGCCAUCGUUUGACCAGGAGACCGACGUGCACACAGUGGCUUCUUUGCUGAAACUCUACCUAAGGGAGCUUCCCGAGCCCGUCAUACCAUGGACCCUGUAUGAGGACUUCCUCUUAUGCGGGCAGCUUCUGAAUGCUGACGAGCCAAAGGGUCAUCGGCAGCUAGUGCAGAAGCUGGCUCUCUUACCCCGGGACCAUCACAACCUCCUCCGUUACAUCUGCCGGUUCCUUCACGAGAUCCAGCUGAGCUCAACCACCAACAAGAUGAGUGUGGAAAAUUUGGCCACAGUGUUUGGCGUCAACCUCAUCCGGCCUAAGAUCGAGGAUCCUGUGACUAUCAUGAGAGGCACUCUGCAGAUCCAGAAAGCCAUGACGGUGAUGAUCAGUGACCAUGCAAGGCUGUUCCCCGCCUCCAGAGACGAGGGCCCCUCGCCACAGCUCCACAACAGCGAGUCCAAGAAGGCUCCCGUGCCACGCAGCUCUGUGGGCUGGGAUUCCAUAGAAAGGCCAGUCCCAUCCAGAGGGGUGAGCAAAGCCCUGAGUGAAACGAAAGACGACUUGGAAGCUGCGAGCUGCCAGCUGGCUGGGGAGCCAGAUCCAUCAGCGAGAGAUCAUGGGGAGACGCAGCCAAAAGUCAUCCCGGGAUUAUGGACAAUGCAGUCCCGGAAAAGGACACAAACGCUUCCAAACCGGAAAUGCUUUCUGAAUGCUUCUCCCAACAGAGGGAACCAAAGCGUUGACCAAAAUGACAUUUUCAGUAGUGACUUUUGGUCAUCUACUUCCAUGGCCCACCCCAAUCCUGUUUCUUCUGCAACUGGUCACAAAAGGACAUUGUCACAGGGACUUUCGAAGUUGCUCAAUUUCUCACAUGUGUCACUCUCUGACAAUAUUUGUGAUUCUGUGCCAGAAACUGGAAAACAGGCGCUCGAGAGCCCUGUGACCCAGCCUAGGGAUAAUCCAGGAAAGCAUUUCCAAACACGUGAUAUUCCGGGCCCUGGUCAAAACGGGGCUCCGAAUCCCAGUCCUGUGGCCAAGGAUUCGCUUCCUGAGGACCCUGAGUUGCUCCGGAAGAGGAUUGCUCAGCUGCAAAAGGAGAUGGAGGCACAGAAAAAGGACUACGAGGAGCAAAUUAAAAGCCUCCACAAAGAAAACUUCGAAACCUGGACAAAAGUGUUGAGGCUGAGUGAAGAGCUCGAGCAACAGAAGCACAGAUAUGAUGAGUUGGCACGCCAGUUCCAGGGCGCCAAGUGCUCCCAAGACGGCGCUGAGCGGAACGGGAAGCCUCUGGGGGAUUCCUUGGACUCGCAGUGCCCGCCGGCGGCAAACGCCGAGCUGGGGAAAGGGCCCUCUCCCUGAGCGGAAACGAGGAGCCCUCGUCAAGCGCGGCUGCACGGCGAGUGCCUUCCUCUGGAGAAGGGCUGUCCGGGGUCGCAUGGAAGGCCUGAUCCUGCUGGAUCGAUGGAGCUGCACGAGGGAGAAGACUGCUGUUCAGAGAGCAGCGCUUGCCGCAGCCUGGCCGCACGCCACACGAUCCGCCCCGGCCCCCUCAGCUGGGACUGCCAUUCCCGCUGUGCUCGCAGUCACGCAGGCGGCCGCCGCCGCUCAAAAUGUUAUGGUGUGGUGCUUGCAAGCCUGCAGAGCAGUUUCAAGUGCCUGGCCUGAUCAGCAGG
Molecule: messenger RNA, 2657 nt
Organism: Varanus komodoensis (Komodo dragon)
Lineage: Eukaryota; Metazoa; Chordata; Lepidosauria; Squamata; Varanidae
Gene: ARHGAP25
Product: Rho GTPase activating protein 25
Exons: 11
Coding region: 328-2343 (671 amino acids)
Biological process (GO): actin filament organization; negative regulation of small GTPase mediated signal transduction; signal transduction
Cellular component (GO): phagocytic cup
Molecular function (GO): GTPase activator activity
Source: RefSeq, a predicted model, not a curated record